Messenger RNA from Guillardia theta CCMP2712, 918 nucleotides. RefSeq lists its product as hypothetical. The record is from RefSeq and is a predicted model, not a curated record. Gene Ontology annotation, molecular function: histone acetyltransferase activity. Gene Ontology annotation, biological process: regulation of DNA-templated transcription. The transcript has 8 exons. The annotation marks the transcript as partial. NCBI's taxonomy places the organism in Eukaryota, Cryptophyceae, Pyrenomonadales, Geminigeraceae.
CUCGAUGAAGCCUCCCUGAAAGAGCAUGAGGAGGUGACCAAGAUCAAGAACGUGAGCAAGGUUCAGAUAGGCAAAUUCGUGGUUGAGACUUGGUACUUCUCUCCCCUGCCAAGAGAAAUAUGGAAGCAGGACGAUCCGCCUAUUGACGUGCUCUACUUCUGUGAGUUUACUCUCAAUUUCUACAAGACUAAGAAAGAGCUUGAGAGACAUCAGCUCAAGAGAAAAUGUCCUCGGCACCCACCUGGAGAUGAGAUAUACCGCCGAGAUAACGUUUCUGUGUUUGAAGUAGACGGAGCCAAGUCGAAGGUGUGGUGCCAAAACCUUUGCUACCUCGCCAAGAUGUUCCUCGACCACAAGACGCUCUAUUGGGAUGUCGACCCUUUCCUCUUCUAUGUUGUCUGCGAGUGUGACGAUCAGGGAUGUCAUGUGGUGGGAUAUUUCUCCAAGGAGAAAGAAAGCGAGAUGGACUACAACCUUGCCUGCAUCCUCACUUUCCCUCAGCACCAGCGAAAGGGAUACGGCAAGUUCAUCAUCAGCUUCUCCUUCGAGCUCUCGAAGAUCGAGAAGAAGAAAGGGACGCCCGAGAGGCCCCUCUCCGAUCUUGGCCGUGUGAGCUACGAGUCCCAUUGGGCUCGCGAGCUCCUUCAUAUUCUCAAGAAGAUUGGCGACCACCCGGAUCCGACUAGCCGGACCAUCUCCAUAGAGGAGCUCAGUGAUCGCACAGCCUUUAAGAGCAAGGACAUCGAGGACACUCUCCGGCGCCUCCAGAUCCUCAACUACUACAAGGGGCAGUGGAUCAUCAAUAUCAACCCUCGCUUGGUUGAAUACUGGCUGUCCCGCUGUGGUGGUCCGGGAGUCCCGGUAGACCCAGAAAAGAUACACUGGAUGCCUCACAUCGUGCACGAGCGAUACCUGUAA